GGGGCUAACAUGGCGGCGGUUCUGAGGGGGAGCCCUGAGGGGGAGCCCUGAGGGGGCUCUGCGGGCACGGCCACCCGGAGAGACUGGCGGUGUCGCACAGGUUGGACACGAGCCUUUCCUGAGGAGGAGAAUUCACGUGUUUGUUUAUUCUCGGUCUCGCAGCAACGCUGGAAUCGCGCCCCGCGAGCCAAAUCCGCACAAACCUGCCGGCAGAAGGCGGCACAGGCACCGGCAGCAUCCAGGGAAUGCUGGCUUGAAUCGAGGAUGUCAAUUGUCACUGUCCAGCUGGGGCAGUGUGGGAACCAGAUUGGCCACGAGGUGUUCCACUCCCUGUGCAGUGACAUCCACGGCACUCACGGGCUGUGCUCCAGGGAGGAGAACCAAUCCUACCAGGAUGCCUGCAAGGAGAGGUUUUUCUGGGAGGAGGAGAAAUCUGGAGUGCCCGUGGCCCGAGCUGUGCUGGUGGACAUGGAGCCCAAAGUCAUCAGCCAAACCUUAUCCAUGGCUGCCAGGUCUGGCUGCUGGAAAUACAACCACCAGUCCCACUUCUGCCAGAAGCAAGGCUCUGGGAACAACUGGGCCAACGGGUACUCUGUGCACGGGCCCAGGCACAAGGAAUCAAUAAUGGAUCUGGUGCAGAAGGAAGCAGAGAGGUGUGACCGCCUGGGAGGAUUUGUCACCACCAUGAGCAUGGCUGGGGGCACAGGCUCAGGCCUGGGAGCCUUUGUGACCCAGUGCUUGAGAGAUGCUUUUCCAGCCUCUUUCAUACUAAACCACGUCAUCUGGCCCUUUGGCACCGGUGAGGUCAUCGUCCAGAACUACAACAGCGUUCUGACCCUGUCCCAUCUGUACCGCUCAGCAGACGCCCUCCUGGUCCACCAGAACGACGUGAUCCACAAGAUCUGCGCCCAGCUGAUGAACAUCAGGCACAUCUCCUUCAGGGACGUGAACCAGGUCAUUGCACACCAGCUGGGCAGCGUGUUCCAGCCCGCCCACAGCGCCCAGGGGGGCCCAGGCUACAGCAGGAACCCCCUAGGAGACUUGAUGGAGACCUUGGUCCCACACCCCGAAUUCAAGAUGUUGGGUCUCCGGAACAUCCCUCAGAUUGCUGAGAGCUCCCUCCCCUACAGCACCUUCAGCUGGCCUGGGCUCAUCAAACAUCUGAGGCAGAUGCUGAUUGCUAAUGCCCAGAUGGAGGAAGGUAUUGACUGGCAAGUCCGACCACCUCCUGCAGGCUCCUCCACCCCCUCCAGCCACUCCACCAAGAGGCCACUGCACUUCAACACUUCCAUUGCCAACCUGGUUAUCCUGAGAGGAAAAGAUGUGCACAGUGUGGACUUGGGGAGUUUCCAAGAUCCCUCCCUGUACACAUCAUGGCUAAACCCUCGGGAUGCUUGGAAUGCCUGGAGAACACCGAGGGCAUUCAACAAGUAUGAAAAGUCUGCCUCCCUGGUCAGCAACAGCCAGUUCCUGCUCAGACCUCUGGACAGCAUUGUGGGAAAAGCUUGGAAUAUGUUUGCUUCCAGAGCUUACAUUCACCAGUACACCAAGUUUGGAAUUGAAGAGGAGGAUUUCCUGGACAGCUUCACAACCCUGGAACAAGUUAUCUCCAGCUACACCACCCUUUGAUUUGAUUUCUUUUACAUGGUCAGAAGUAGAGCUUUGCUGAAAGAACCCAGCACUGAAGAAACCUUCCCUCAGCUUCCUGAAGUGUGGAAAUUACUGGGCUGGAGCUGGUUUUCAGUCUUGAAAGCAGAAUGAGUGUGUGUGUGUGUGUGUGUGCUGAACCUGAGCUGAAUAUAUUUAUAUGGGCAGGUAUUAUUAUUUAAUAUAUCUAAUAAAUACCUAUUUUUCAAUA
Empidonax traillii (willow flycatcher) is the source of this 1858-nucleotide messenger RNA. It is a transcript of the gene TUBD1, whose product is annotated as tubulin delta 1. Gene Ontology annotation, cellular component: microtubule; cytoplasm. Gene Ontology annotation, biological process: microtubule cytoskeleton organization; mitotic cell cycle. The record is from RefSeq and is a predicted model, not a curated record. Bases 265 to 1629 code for a protein of 454 amino acids. Gene Ontology annotation, molecular function: GTP binding; structural constituent of cytoskeleton. Lineage: Eukaryota; Metazoa; Chordata; Aves; Passeriformes; Tyrannidae. The transcript is spliced from 9 exons.